CAACACUCAUCACCUCUUUCUCUUUCUUCUUCUCUAUUCUUGUGACUGCAGAACUGAAACAAACCAUCUCCAGGAGCAGAGAGAUAACUCACCUGUCAACCUUAUCAUCCUUGGGUGGAUUACACAACUAAAGACCAUCAUGGCAUGCAAGGACACAUCAUCAAAAAUACAAGACACCAUUGCAAUAAGUACCCGUAUCAAUCCAGGACCUCCUGCAAGUUAUCAGCUGGUAACAAAGAAAGAGAAUCUAGAUGAUGAAGGCCUGCUCAGAAGAUGUACAUUUGGAGAGAGAGAUCACAGUAAGCUCAACAAAACCUUUCUGAUAGUGGGAGAGACAGGAACAGGGAAGUCAACUCUGAUCAAUGCCAUGGUCAAUCAUGUUCUAGGAGUAGAGUGGAAAGAUAAAGUCUGGUUUGAGAUCAUUGAAGGGGAAAAACGAAGUCAAAGUGAAAGUCAAACUACAGCUAUCACUAUAUAUGAAGUCUUCGGGUGUGAGGGCCUGAGAGUCCCCUUCUCUCUCACCAUCAUUGACACUCCUGGGUACGGAGACACCAGAGGGAUCCAAGAAGACCAACUGAUCUCUGGAAAACUGUUGGAGAUGUUUAGGUCUACAGAUGGAAUUCAUCAACUUGAUGCUGUGGGUUUAGUGGUGAAGGCAACUGAGAAUCGACUCAAUGACAGACAGAAGUACAUCUUCGAUGCAGUUUUGUCUUUAUUUGGCAAAGACAUGGAGAAGAACAUUGUGACCCUUAUCACACACUCAGAUGGGAGGCCCCCAAAUAAUGCCCUCGAAGCUAUUACAAGAGCAAACGUUCCCUGUGCCAAGAAUGACAGGAAUCAACCUGUUCAUUUUGCGUUCAACAACUGUCAAUGUGAAGUCUUUGAUGAGGAUGAUGAGUAUUAUAAAGAUUAUGUGUCUAGUCAGAAGACAUCCUGGGACAAGGGAGCAAAGUCCAUGGACAAGUUUUUCAACUAUGAAAUAGAACCAAAAAGUGUGAAGAUGACUGAAGGAGUUCUGAAAGAACGCAAACAACUGGAGGCGUGUGUCAGCAACCUACACGAGCGGAUCCACAUGAUUGAUCUGAAGCAGGAUGAAAUCAAGCAGACUCAAGAAGCACUCUGUAAACACAAGAACGACAUAAAGGAAAACAAGGACUUUACAUAUGCUGUUAAAGAGGCGUACAAAGAAAAGGUUCCUACAAAAGAGGGGAAUGCAACUACCUGCACAGUGUGUGAGGAGAACUGUCACUAUCCAGGCUGCUUUUGGGUCAGUGAUCUCUCAUGGUGCAGUGUGAUGAAGAAGAACUACUGCACUGUGUGUACUGGCAAAUGUCACUACACCGAUCAUGUCAAAGGAUAUAAAAUGUAUGUUUCAAAGACUAGGAUGGUUACAAGGACAUAUGAGGAUCUGAAAAAGAAGUAUGAAUUAGUUGAGCAAGAGAAAGGGAAUGUGAUCAUCAGACUUCAGGCUGAGUUGGAGCAAUUCACUCUCCAGAAUGCCACACUGGUGGAGGAAUCAUACCAGCACCUCAUCAAACUGGAUGAGAUCGCUUUGAAGUCCCUUUCUCUGUCCGUUGCUCUGCAUCUUGGCUUCCUGAUUGACAAGAUGAAGGAGACAGGAGAAACAAAGAAGGUUCAGAAACUGGAGGAGAUGAAGAAGAGAGCUGAGGAACACAAGGGAGCUUUAGAUUACUUUAAAGCUGGUGUGAGUAAAGGGUGGAAGGAUUUCUGGGGAAAAUAAAACUGAGACAUAGUAAAGCAAAGAAGAUGUUGAAAAGAAAAAAAGGAGUGCUGAUGUUAUUCAUGAUUUUUCUAUUCAAUAAAUAUUUGACAGGAGUAGUAGGUUAAGGCCAAAUUCUCUGUGACAUUUUAGAGACACUCUCUUACACACCCCUACACACACAUAUGAAGAAGUUCCACUUCCACACACACACACACAGAGAACAAAGAAGAAUGAACAUUGAGAGAGAAUUGAUAUUGAAAGAAAGUAAGAAAAAGUGAAACUGAGCUGAAAGUAUGAGGAAACAUACAGUGGGGGGAUAUUAAAGGGGGAUUGAAGUAAUGCAGUAAAAUAGUUAAUGUGACACUGUUGUUUAAGGUAUGACGCAUAUAGACUAUGUUUGUUAUGCUUAGAGGAACAAGAUCUUAGGAGGAGGUUGCUAAUGAAAGGCUAUAAUGUUAAGAUGUUGUAAUGAUGAAAUGUUUGUGUUGUUGGACAUUUAAGAUGUAAUGGGAGUAAUACAUUGAGUUGGAGUAAGAUUAUAAUUGGGUGAAGUAGGGAAUGUUAAUGUUUAAAAAUUUCUGUUUAGAAAUGAAUGGUUUAAAAGUUAAUGAUAAUGGAGUGUACUAAGGGUGCUAGCUUGCAUUGGAAAUGACCUGGUCAGAGCGGCUAGGAGGAGACAUCCUGUCAAGGCGGGCAUCCUGUGUAAGCGAACGUCCUGCCUAGGCGGGGAAAGGAGCGAUGUCCACAUUAGGUGUUAACCACUGAAUGUGUCAUCGGGGGUUAGCAGAAAGGAAGAUGGAGGGAAUAAAGGAGGCAUGAUUUGGAGAAGGGGAGAACUCUAUUUGAGCUUGCUGGAAGAACCUGUCGACUGCUGGAAGAAGAUUUUUGCUCUAKCUUUUAAUCAAAAAAUAUAUUUCAAUUUUUAUUAUACUCAUAUUUUGAUUUUGAUUAUACUCAGUUAAGGUAAACUUCUAUGGGGAACCCUUAAGGUUAGCCCAUUGAUAUAAGUGUGUUAAAGUAGUGGUUAGUUUUUAGACUCCAUCUGAGGGACUGAUCAUCCUGAGGGGGAGCCAAAACACUUUUGAUAGAGUUGUAGAAGGUAAGAAACAGUUUUUCUUGUUAUUAAAUAUUGUGCUUCUCAUAAAAUUGUAAUAUACCCAAAAUAUUUUAUUUGCACACCCCAAUAAGGGUUUAUCAAYUUAAUUUGAUGUUUGACUAUCAUUGAUUGGUGAUAUUGAUUUGUGAUUGUUCGAUUGUUUUGGGAGUUUUUAUGCCUGUAAUUUUGAAUAAA
Salvelinus sp. IW2-2015 is the source of this 3014-nucleotide messenger RNA. RefSeq lists its product as uncharacterized. Gene Ontology annotation, molecular function: GTP binding. The transcript is spliced from 3 exons. NCBI's taxonomy places the organism in Eukaryota, Metazoa, Chordata, Actinopteri, Salmoniformes, Salmonidae. The record is from RefSeq and is a predicted model, not a curated record. The coding region runs from base 140 to 1741 and encodes 533 amino acids.